This is a messenger RNA of Epithele typhae, 780 nucleotides long. RefSeq lists its product as uncharacterized. The record is from RefSeq and is a predicted model, not a curated record. The transcript has 2 exons. Lineage: Eukaryota; Fungi; Basidiomycota; Agaricomycetes; Polyporales; Epitheliaceae. The coding region runs from base 1 to 780 and encodes 259 amino acids.
AUGUCCCACGAGUGCGCCCCCUCGCUCAACGCCGCCUUUGGGUGGCAAGACCCUCCAUACCCUCGCCAGGAAGGCGACGUUUUCUACCCCACGGUCGGCACAAUUACUCCGCCGCAGUUGACCGGGGAAUAUGCCCCCCAAAAUCAAGGCGCGCCCGUUUCAUCCGUGGAGCAGCAUUCCUUCAUGAUGGAGGAAUGCCGUACUAUUCUGGGGAGGGUCCUCGCCACCAACGCCGCUCUGGUGAAGGUCGUGGAGGCUCUGGAACGACGCGUGGAAGAUCUUCAAAACAUCGCCGAAGCUCGCUCCGCCCGCCUUCAAGAGCGAAACUUGGACCUCGUGUCCUCUCUGAUGCUCAUUGCGGACAAUCUGUCUCAGCGGGCGGACGAGCUCGAAGACGGCCACCCCGCUCCGCACUCAGAUCGGGGACGUGUCGCGGAAGGAUGCCAGGGUCAGAGCGGGGUGUUCCGUGGCCUUCGUCGAGUAACUUUUUGGAGAGGUUGGCGGGACCAGUGUAUCCCUGGGAGAGGUGGGACUGAGGAUGCAGUACUCGUAUAUCCCCUUUUUUCGCACGUCUGCUGUACGAUUGCGACCCCACUGCCGCCCUCACCUCUGCCCCACCCGCCCGGUAUGCGGCAUACGUCAUGCAUCUUCGCGACGUCCCCUGCCCUGGGUCGAGGAUAUUGGGUUGCCGUGAAAUCUUCUGGCCUGUUGAGUAUCUGCGUUCCCGGCCUCGGGGUCCCGCUCCAUCACACGAGAAUGAAGCAAUACACGUGGUCAUAG